Prorocentrum cordatum is the source of this 1089-nucleotide messenger RNA. The record is from the annotation of a GenBank genome assembly. NCBI's taxonomy places the organism in Eukaryota, Dinophyceae, Prorocentrales, Prorocentraceae.
CGGGUGGCCUCGUCUGAGAUGAAGGGGCUAAGCGGAGGCACAACACCAGCCAAUUCUUGCCACGCCUUCGCAAUGGUUGGCUCAAGGCGAGGGGCUUUCCAAUCCGUUGGAGAUCGCAUCGCAGGUCUGCCUCGCAGGCAGCGCCAGCCGCAGAGAUGGCGGUGAACCGCGAGAAGGAGGUCUACUUCGCGAAGCUUGCGGAGCAGGCGGAGCGCUACGACGAGAUGGCGACGCACAUGGAGGCAGUGGGGAAGUCGGGGGACGAGCUUUCGGUUGAAGAGCGCAACCUCCUGUCCGUGGCCUACAAGAACGCCGUGGGUUCGCGCCGCGCUGCGUGGCGUAUCAUCACCAGCGUGGAGCAAAAGGAGACCAGCAAGGGCAACGAGGAGAACGCGAAGUUUGCAAAGGAAUAUUGCAAAAAAGUGGAAGCCGAACUCGAUGAGAUCUGUAACAAGAUCCUUGCUGUGUUGGACGGCAGUCUCAUCGGGAAGGCGAGUACAGGCGAGUCGAAGGUCUUCUACCAGAAGAUGAAGGCCGACUACUACCGUUACAUUGCCGAAUACACCUCUGGCGACCAAAAGGCGAAGGCUUCGAAUGAUGCCAAAGAAGCCUACGAGGAAGCGCAAGCGAUUGCCACCAAGGACCUGGCAGUGACGCACCCGAUCCGCCUCGGCCUUGCGCUGAAUUUCUCCGUGUUCCAGUACGAAGUGUUGGCGAAUCCCGACGAGGCGUGCAAGAUGGCGCGCACCGCUUUCGAGGACGCGAUCGCGGAGCUCGACAACGUCGCGGAGGACUCGUACAAGGACUCCACCCUCAUCAUGCAGCUGCUCCGCGACAACCUGACGCUCUGGACCUCGGACCAGGAGGGCGAGCCGUGAGGGGAAGCGGGCGCACCUAGGCGCAGAAUUCGUUGGGCUUUGCCGGGGCACCGAGCCAGCAGCCCAUCUUUUCAACCUUCGGCGGCGAACGAACGAGGGGGAGGGGGCGCAGCGAGAAGGAGAAGGCCCUUUCUCAGAAGGCGGCGGGACUUCGCGGAAGUCCUCGGGCCUUCUGGGAGUUUUUUUUCUAUGCCUUCGAGGGAGACUCCGC